Messenger RNA from Lytechinus pictus (painted urchin), 1486 nucleotides. Its product is annotated as deoxycytidylate deaminase-like. Gene Ontology annotation, cellular component: cytoplasm. The transcript has 5 exons. Gene Ontology annotation, molecular function: zinc ion binding; hydrolase activity. NCBI's taxonomy places the organism in Eukaryota, Metazoa, Echinodermata, Echinoidea, Temnopleuroida, Toxopneustidae. The record is from RefSeq and is a predicted model, not a curated record. The coding region runs from base 214 to 777 and encodes 187 amino acids.
GUCCUAAUCCAGAUACAAUUGCACUUCGUUUAAAUAAAUGAAGUCGUUCAGGUCAAACUUUGUUGGCAAACACGUCACUUCAACCGAUCUCUAAAACGAUCUCGAAACUUUGAUCUCCAUUCUGAAUCGUGUCCUUUUCUGAGAUCGAUCGUGCGUAUGGAAUGCCUGAGACAUAUAACUGUCUGAAUAAUUUACAGGAGACUAAUAAAAAUUAUGAACAGAAGCACUGAGAAGAAAACAACCGAGGAAUCAAAUAAUAAUGAUAAUACAAUGUUCCAUAUAGGUCCCAGGAAGCAAUUCUUGAGCGAUGACGAGUACUUCAUGAUUGCAGCUCAUUUAACUGCUCAAAGGAGCAAGGAUCCAGUUACACCGGUGGGAGCAUGCAUAGUAACCUCGGAUGGCAAGCUGGCCGGUACUGGUUUUAACAAAAUGCCAGACGGGUGUUUAGAUGAUGAGUUCCCAUGGGACGAACGUGAUCUCAAAAAUAAAUAUGAUACAAAGUUUCCCUAUGUGACUCACGCAGAGCUUAACGCAUUGAUGGAGAAGCAGGGAUGUGACGUCAGAGGGGGUAAGAUUUACAUCACGCUGUUUCCCUGCAACGACUGUGCCAAGAUGAUUAUACAAGCAGGCAUUAAACACGUCUUCUACGCCUCUGAUAAGUACAGGGAUAGUAACAUCUACCUCAUGAAAGCAUCUGAAAUGAUGAUGGACUCUGCUGGAGUUACAUAUACGAAACUCCGACCUACCUCAAUUGUCAUAUCUCCUGAAGAAGAGUAAGAAAUCAUUCUAACCAUACCAACAGUACGACAGAUGAUACUGCGACUGAAGAAGAAAUUUCAUAGGCAUAAAGAAGGAUAAGAACAGUCCGGACUUUCGAAGCCAUAACUGGUUGUCAUUGGUGUAGAAUACGAUGGAUAUGAUACGAUAUUAUCUUUUGUGGUGUCAUUUGUGUCAUUUCAGGUUUUGCAUUUAUUGCGUUAUACAUUGGUAAAAGGAUAAAAUUCAAAAUUAUAGAAGUCUACGUUGAUACCUCAUUUCAAUGUUUACCAUUUUUAGCAUAAUAAUUGGCGUUAUUCAAAUGAUUUAUCAGAAUACAAUUUAAUAAUCCCUACCAUUUUACUAUUACGAUCUUUUUAAAAUGAGACACUGUUCAAAGUGUAUGUAAAUGAUAUGACAAAAUGAUUAUGAUAUCAAUUUUAGUCCGCUUUUCUUUCAAAUUUCCCAUAGAAAAAAAUCAUCUAAAAUAUAAUAAACUUUAUUGGCAUUGUUGUGUUUUAUCUUACCUUUACCUUUUACUCGAUCAUCAAGAAUAUACUUUUCAAUAGACUCUGCCUCAUAGAUAUUAGCUUAUUAGUGGGAAUUACUUUUAUAUUGUAAAUGUUUAUUCUAAGGAUUUAAUGGGCAUUACUUUUAUAUCAUAUAUAUUACUUUUCCAUUACCACGAAAUAAUGGGCAUUAUAUUCCUAUUAAAAUAUAUUAGCAGUCA